AGUGCGGUGCCUCGAUCUUAGAAAAACUCCAAGAUUUGAAUCAGGCAGGAUCAGGAAGUGUUUUCAUUCCAGCCCCUUUCUCUCCACCUCUCUGUUCCACUCCCAAAUUCCAUCCUUUUUUUUUUUUGAAAAUUGAAAGUUGAAAGCUCUUCAACAUUCCAAAACCUAACUCUCUUCCUCCUUCAAUCAAUUUAAACUAACUUGAAACCUUCAAUUUCUGUGAUUGGUCACAUAGGGAAUGCCUGAGAAGCCGUUCCUCCACCAGCUUCUGCGAGAAGACCAAGAGCCCUUUCGACUGAAUGCUUACAUUGCAGAAAGAAAGCGGCAGCUCAGUGGGGCGGCCGCCGACCCAUCUCCUCCGUCGGCGUCCGGCGGAGUUCUCCGCGUUCCACCCAAAACGGCCGCUCUGCUUUUGGAGGCGGCCUUGAGGAUCCAGAAGCAAUACUCUGCUAAAAACCCCACAACCGAAAUCAAGAGCGCUGGGUUCGGGCUGUUCGGUUCCAUUCUGAAGCGAUUAAAGGGCAGGAACAAGAAACGGGGGCAAAAAUCUCUAGUUCUAAAGGGGGAUGACCGAAUUGGAGUUUCCUGCUCUGUUCGUCACUGCAGUUUUAGUAGUGCUGACUGGUCGGAGAGCCACGAAGAGAAAUCUUUGGAUUUCGAGACUUCAAGCAGUAGCAGGUCUGAAGAGGAAUUUCAAGAAAUUCGUCUCUUUCCUUCAAGCCCUUUUCGGUUCUCCCUUCAAAGAUGUGAAUCUCCCGGUCGCCGGAAAGCGGGCUUCCCUUCUCCGGCAGCUUCUCCGGUUGGCUGCAGACGCCAGGACAAAGAUCAGCAUGAAAUUGAAAAGCUGGUAAAUAUUGAGCAAGAAGAAGAGGAACAUGAGAAAGAGCAAUGCAGUCCUGUCUCAGUAUUUGAUCUUCCAUUCGAAGACCAUAACUACGCGCUCGAGGAAGAAGAUGACGAAGCGCACGACAGCGAUCUCGAAUGUAGUUAUGCAAUAGUACAAAGAGCGCAGCAACAGCUGCUGAGCAAGCUCAGUAGAUUUGAGAAACUAGCGGAGUUGGACCCGAUCGAGCUCGAGAGAAUAAUAAUGCUGGAUGAGGAAAAGGGCGACGAAGAUGUUGCGUGCGACAACGAGGUAGGGUCAACAUUUGAGAUGAAGAGGCUAGAGAAGAGCAAAACACACCAAGGAUUUGUGUGCAAGAGGUUUGAUUCGAGAUGGGGGUUGGAAUUGAACUUGAUAGACGUGAUGGUAGAGAUGGACAUGGGGGCGGUAGAGUCCGGGGAGUGGAAAACUUUCCCAACGCAGGCGGAAGAAACGGCAAUGGAGAUUGAAGUCGCCGUCUUCGGGGAACUUCUAAAUGAAAUUUUGACAUGAGGAAUGAAUGGACAUUGUUUUGAUUUUACGUGCAAUAAGGAUAUGUACAUGCUGAUUUCUAAGACCUGAUUUGAUUGGGAUUUGCUAUGGUGCCUUCCCAAAUAAAGGGACAUGGAUGCCCCUCCACCCAAUUGCCGCCAUGUGGAUUGCAAACUACGUGGAUUGAUUAAUCAUUUCAUACUCCAUAUCACUUUAGUUUCGAGAAAUUGCAAAAUGGUCCUCUCCACUUAAUGUUAAGUUACUAAUCUUUUAUGGAGUAUUAUUUUACCGGUUAAAAAGUUAUUCACUCAAUUCAAUUUUUAAUAACUUAUAUUGUCUUAG
Molecule: messenger RNA, 1696 nt
Organism: Cuscuta campestris
Lineage: Eukaryota; Viridiplantae; Streptophyta; Magnoliopsida; Solanales; Convolvulaceae
Source: the annotation of a GenBank genome assembly